This is a messenger RNA of Andrographis paniculata, 3756 nucleotides long. RefSeq lists its product as uncharacterized. The transcript has 13 exons. The record is from RefSeq and is a predicted model, not a curated record. Gene Ontology annotation, cellular component: Ino80 complex. Lineage: Eukaryota; Viridiplantae; Streptophyta; Magnoliopsida; Lamiales; Acanthaceae. The coding region runs from base 404 to 3190 and encodes 928 amino acids.
UUCCCUCGGCCGGUGGUGGUGGUGGUGGUGGUGGUGCAUACUAGGAAAGAGGGGUGGCGGUGAAGCGUGGUGGUGGAUACCAGGCAGGGCAGGGCAGGGCAGGUAGGGACCUGGUAGAGGGAUUGAUAACCCCACCGCAUACGUAUGCAUUGACGUGUGUAUGCGUAUGAGUAUCUGUAUCUGUAUCUGCGCCACUCUCCUCCCUCCCUCUGUUUAUCUCCUCCCCCUCCUCCUCCUCCUCCUCCUCCUCUCGGAUAAUAUUUAUAUACAACCAACUCCCCCCCUUUCCAUCUCUUAUAAUUAUUGAUUUACGCCGGCUCUGCGUUAUGCUUUCAGAAGCAAUCUCUCUGGCCGAGUAGCAUAUAUCCUAUUAGGGACUCCUGAGACAUAUUUGGGCUGGAAAAUGGCAGCCAAUCAGCGAAAGAAGCGUAUUAAUGCUUCCAGUUUUAUUGCCUGCACUUCUCGUGAGCAGUAUAAGUUAAAUAGGAAAAAGUUUCAGUCUCAGCAGCAUAAACUGAACAUGAGACCUAAUAUCACUCUUGAAUGGGACAAGAGUAAGAAAUUAAUUGUGUCCAAAAGGGAUCAGAUUGGUAUUGCACAAAGGCACAUCAUUCCAUUCACUGAGCCCUAUUCUCAUGGCCACAGCACAUUGGCUGAUGUCAUUUCUGUACCUCAGGAGAUAUUUGAUAUAGAAAAUCUCAAAGAAGUUCUCUCGUAUGAGGUGUGGCAGGGAUACUUGUCUGACAAGGAAAGAAACUUUCUUUGCCAGUUUGUACCUAAAGAACCUGAUCCUGACAGAACUGUUAGAGAUUUGCUUGCGGGAGAUAACUUCCACUUUGGAAAUCCAUUUUUGAAAUGGGGUAAAUCACUAUGUAGCGGGAAGCUUCAUCCUGAUAAUGUUCUUCUUGAGGGGCAGAAACUCAAAGCUGCCAAGAAGGCAUACUACUUACAUCUGCAAAAAUAUCAUAAUGAUAUAAUCGAGAUUUUGCAAAUGUGGAAGACCAGCUGGCUUAGUUGUAACGAUCCUGGAGUGGGAAUUGAGCAGCAUAUGUGGAGUACUUCUAGGAAGCACGCAGGACAAAGCAUGCUCCCAUCUGAAACUGGAUCCUAUGGUACUGAAGAGCACCUUGGUGCAACAUCUGAGUCCUGUUCUUAUAUAGAUUCUGAGGUGGUUUGUAGCAGUGACAGUCAGAAGCAUGAAAAUUCUCAAAGAAGAAAGUACUCAUUCAGCAACAGAACUGAUCGCUCCAAUGAACUGAAGGGAACUUCCGUACUGAAAAAGGGGAUAAAGAUACGUAAGCGUAAUAUUCAUAAUGCUGAUGGGACGGAAUAUAUGUCCUAUAUUAAGGUCAGCAAGGAACAGCAUGAACUUGUUAAAAGCUGCAUGAAGCAUGCUGGUAAUAAUAUUCAGCCAAAAUCUCUAGACAGUGUUUUAGGUUGCAUUGAUAAUCUGAACAUACAACCGUUUGAACGAUACGAGGAAGAAGUUAGAAAUAAAUUGCACAAUCAUUGGUUGAAAUUGGCAAGAAAAGAGAUUCCGAAAGGUUUUUCUAACUGGGAGAAAAGACAACUUCAGAGACAAGGAGUAAUACGUUCCCUGCAUGAAGAACUGACACAAAAGCCGGGGCACCAGUUGGUUUCUCUGGAUGGGGGCAAACAUGAUUUUCAUAAUAACAAGCGGAUGCGUUUCUCAGAUGAUAUGGGUCAAGAAAUUCUGUCUUCAAACACAUUUGAGUGUGUAGAGAAAGAGCUGACAGAUGACUUACUUCAGGAACAGACUGGUAGUGAAGGGGAAGUUCAUAAGAUAUUCACAGGAAUGAAGGAUGAAAAGGAAAUCAAAACUGGCAAUAUAUAUGAGCAACAAAUUCAUCCCCAAACAAGAAACAUGGAGGAUGAGGAUGACAAUGUGCCCAGCCAUGUGCUCUUUCAGGAUCCCAAUGGAAAGCCGAGUACUUCUCUUAAUAACGACCCCAGGAGUACAAUAGUAACACCACCUAAUCCCAGUUUACGGAAGCAUCAGCACCAGCACCAGCAUCAACAGCCAAUUAGCUCUUUUAAUUGCAAUCCUCACAGCAAUUCCAUGAAGAUUGAAUCCAAUUGUGAUAAUACUUCUGCCAAAACAAAUGGGGAUCCUCCAAUGUUAUCACAGUACUCGGGGAUUCUGAACAAUGUGGAUAUUCCUGUUAACCAGGGGGUUCUACUGCCAUCUGUGUGUGACGUUUGGCCAGUUCUGGAUGUCCGUGGUUCCUAUAAUGAAGCCACUGCAGCUAAUGCAGGUUAUAUGCCUUCCCAAGAGUUGGCAAUUGGGCACCCACAGUUUCUGCAGGAGCGGUUUCUUGAUCUUGAAAAUAAUAGUCGGGGUAAAGAUGCUGGGAAUGAGAUGCUCCAUCGACUCCCUGAGGACAUCCCUUUCUUUAGUUCUUACUCUACUCAAGAUCGAAAUGAACUGCUGCAAUCUUUUUUCAAGGGUCAGAGCAAUAAUAUGUCAUACCAUCAUCAACAAAAACAGGCUGGCUUAGAUUUCCAGCCUGGUACUGAUCUAAUACUGGAGGAAGGUCCCUUUACUGAAUUUAGGGAUCAGCAUCAUCCAUCCAUACCACUGGAUCCAAGGCAGAAGAGACCAACUGAUGUGUAUAUAAAUCAGAACAUUCAGGAGACUGUGUAUUCUGGAGGGCAUUUUGCUGUUCCUCGGCAGGAGGAACUACCUGUUAAUAUUCAUGAUUGGGGAAGCGCCAGUGGCACUAAAGCAAGUAUGGUGGCUCCAUCCCAAUCUCAUGUGAGCAGCGGUGAGUUGAAUUCAAACUGGUGUACAGGGGAGAAUGGAUGGUCCUCCUUUGAGAUCGCUGUAGGAGUGGGCCAUAACUUUGUCAGUGGAAGUAGCUCAGAUCAGACUCUAUUUAGUGUCAUAUCCGAAUGCAAUGAGCUACGGCCACAGGCCAGCAGUGAGUUGGUGGGGCCAGCUGAACUAUUGGUGCAGGACGGAAACCACGGUGGGAUUCCCUUGAGCAGAAAUUUCUUACAACAGUCACCUAACCGACUUAACUACUUUGGCAGCCAAGAUGCCAUCAGUGCUGGUGUUAAGAUGAAUAAUAACCUUGGAUGGAUUGGAAUGCCACAGCAGAAUUCUGGAAUGCAGGGCUCUAUUGGCAAGCCCUUUUUAAGAUGGUGGAAUAAUCAUCGCCAAGGGUAAAAGCAGACUACGGAAGUUGAGGAGGUAGGAGUCCAUCCAGCUGCAUAACUUGUGGUACACUAUUUCCAUACCUUGGCUUCUGAGUUUGUUGAGCCGGCAAGGGCGGACUGACCUGACCUACCUUGCAGGAGGGGAGAAGCUUGGAGCGGGUGGUGAGGGAGGGUGAAGAAGAGUUCAGUUGUUGCGCAUAUAAGUUAGAACUUAGAAGAAGAAGAAGAAGAGGGGUUGUGGAUGGAUGGAAGGCGUGCAGAGCUGUCUGUCCCUUUUAAAUACACACACCUGGCUGGCAGGCUGGCUGGAUUUAUCCAUCUAUCUUGUAACCUUUUUUUUUUUUUUUUGUUGCUUUCCGAACGCAAUGAUGGUAACUUUUGUAUUUUGUCUGCUUCCAAUGGCUAGUGAGCGCUGUGCUGUGUUGUGCUGUGGGCGGUACAUAAUAGGGUGGAGGGAGAGAGGAGUGCAGUGGUGGGGUGUAAUUGUGUAGCAUUAUUAUUUAUGAUACAUGAUGAAUAGCAAUAGCAGUAGCAGCAGCAGGGAGGAUGAAGAAGAUUGGAAUGGGUUCUGUAGAA